UUUAAAGUCACCACUCUCUCCUCCUUUCUUUCUCUCUCCUCUCUCUCUCUCUCUCUGUACGAGAAGAGGUGAAGGGCGAAGGAGACCCCUCGCCACGAUUUCCGAGGCUUCGGAGGCGAAUUUGGAGCUUAUUAUGAAAAAAAAGCAGAGUUCUUCUAUUUCCAGUUAAGUAACGACUGGAAGAAUCAGCUAGAUUAGUACAAAAAUGGGUGGUUGCUGUUGCUGUUCAUCUACAAGAGCUGAAUCUGAUAGAGAACGAUCUUAUUUCUAUUGUCCACAAGAUUUAGAAGAGCAUGAUCCACUAUCUUCCACACAUGCUGUGCCAUCUUCAGUCUCUGCAGGAUUUCUUGUGGACACAGAUCGCGAUUCAUCUACUCCAGAUACGUACCAAGCUCCGCCUAGACCAUUGCCUUACAAUGUGGAUUUGAGCUCACAAAUUGCAGGAAAUAUCCAAAAUGGUGAUAUACGUGGCGAUUUGGAGAAGGUGGAUUCCAAAGGCAAACCUGAUCAAGAUCAGGAGUCUCUUCAGUUGGAAGAAGAUCAAUCUUGUGAUGUGAAAAAACCUGUUGAUCCAGCUAACGACGAUGAGGAGGAUGUUUGCCCCAUUUGUCUUGAAGAGUACGAUGCUGAGAAUCCUCGCAUGCUUACAAAGUGUGAACAUCAUUUUCAUCUUUGUUGUAUCCUGGAAUGGAUGGAGCGAAGUGAUACCUGCCCUGUUUGUGACCAGAUUACGAUGAUUGAUGAAAUGUACAAUGAGUAGCUCUGCUUAUUCGCAACAAAGUACGGGUUUAAGUUUCCAUCCCCAUUGAGCUGGUUUCCAAAUCAAAACGGAAAGAAACCUUUCUCAUCUUCUUAAGUGGGAAGCAAAUAUUCUGCAGUUGUUUCCUCCAAAUUUAAAUUUCUUUAGUUUGAUGGCUGUUGAUCUGUUACUCGAAACCACCUUACCAGGUGGACAAUGGUGAAAAAGUGGCGGAAAGAUAAAGGGAAAUAGAAACAAUUUGAUAAACAAGGUAAUUUCUUAUCUCUUUUCACUGUUAAUUUCAUCUUUUGUAUAGCUGCAUUAUGUUGCAUAGGUUAUCCCCAGGCUAAUGCAAUUCGUUUUGUCUUUCGUAUUUGCGUUGUAAAUGAAUUUUCUUUUUUUCACUGCUUUUUUGUCGAUAUUGAAACAUCCACAAAUUGAUCCAAAUUCAUUUAUCUAUGUCAUAGGUUUUCUA
Ananas comosus (pineapple) is the source of this 1214-nucleotide messenger RNA. RefSeq names its product probable E3 ubiquitin-protein ligase RHB1A. The coding region runs from base 206 to 760 and encodes 184 amino acids. The record is from RefSeq and is a predicted model, not a curated record. Lineage: Eukaryota; Viridiplantae; Streptophyta; Magnoliopsida; Poales; Bromeliaceae. The transcript is spliced from 6 exons. Gene Ontology annotation, molecular function: ubiquitin-protein transferase activity.